This is a messenger RNA of Chrysochloris asiatica (Cape golden mole), 1110 nucleotides long. RefSeq names its product solute carrier family 35 (GDP-fucose transporter), member C2 (gene SLC35H1). Gene Ontology annotation, molecular function: antiporter activity. The transcript has 9 exons. Gene Ontology annotation, cellular component: Golgi apparatus; cis-Golgi network; endoplasmic reticulum-Golgi intermediate compartment. The record is from RefSeq and is a predicted model, not a curated record. The coding region runs from base 13 to 1110 and encodes 365 amino acids. Lineage: Eukaryota; Metazoa; Chordata; Mammalia; Afrosoricida; Chrysochloridae. Gene Ontology annotation, biological process: UDP-glucose transmembrane transport.
CAGCGCCCCCUGAUGGGGCGGUGGGUCCUGGACGUGGCCUUUGUGUGGAAGGCGGUGCUGACCCUGGGGCUGGUCCUUCUAUACUACUGUUUCUCCAUCGGCAUCACUUUCUACAACAAAUGGCUGACAAAGAGCUUUCACUUCCCGCUCUUCAUGACGAUGCUUCACCUGGCUGUCAUCUUCCUCUUCUCCGCCUUGUCCCGGGCCUUGGUACAGUGCUCCAGCCACAGAGCCCGCGUGGUGCUGAGCUGGACCGACUACCUCAGGAGAGUGGCCCCCACAGCACUGGCAACGGCGCUGGACGUGGGCUUGUCCAACUGGAGCUUCCUGUACAUCACCGUCUCCCUGUACACAAUGACCAAGUCCUCUGCCGUCCUCUUCAUCUUGAUCUUCUCUCUGAUCUUCAAGCUGGAGGAGCUGCGAGCGGCUCUGGUCCUGGUGGUCCUCCUCAUCGCCGGGGGCCUCUUCAUGUUCACCUACAAGUCCACACAGUUUAACAUGGAGGGUUUCGCUCUGGUGCUGGGGGCCUCGUUCAUCGGUGGCAUUCGCUGGACCCUCACCCAGAUGCUGCUGCAGAAAGCUGAGCUUGGACUCCAGAACCCCAUUGACACCAUGUUCCACCUGCAGCCACUCAUGUUCCUGGGACUCUUCCCGCUCUUUGCCGUAUUUGAAGGUCUUCAUUUGUCCACAUCGGAGAAAAUCUUCCGUUUCCAGGACACGGGGCUGCUUCUGCGGGUUCUUGGGAGCCUCUUCCUUGGUGGGAUUCUCGCCUUUGGUUUGGGCUUCUCCGAGUUCCUCCUCGUGUCCAGAACCUCCAGCCUCACACUCUCCAUUGCUGGCAUUUUUAAGGAAGUCUGCACUCUGCUGUUGGCCGCACAUCUGCUAGGCGAUCAGAUCAGCCUGCUCAACUGGCUAGGCUUCGCCCUCUGCCUCUCGGGGAUCUCCCUGCACGUCGCCCUCAAAACCCUGCACUCCAGAGGUAACGGUGGCCCAGAACCCUUGAAGGGACUGGGCUCCAGCCCUGACCUGGAGCUGCUACUCCGGAGCAGCCAGCAGGACGAAGAGGACAAUGAGGAGGAAGAGUACUUUGUGGCCCAGGGACAGCAGUGA